AUGAGCAGGACAAACCGCCCUCCUCUGUCGGUGUCCAAGCUGGUCCGUUUAAUGAAGAAGCCAGGCCGUGAAGACAAGAUUGCUGUGGUAGUUGGAACAAUCACUGAUGACAUCCGCAUCCAUGCACUGCCAAAACUUAAGAUAUGUGCCCUGCGUAUCACUGAUCGUGCACGUGGCCGCAUUCUGAAAGCUGGAGGCGAGAUUCUGACCUUUGACCAACUUGCUCUGCUUGCCCCCAAGGGACAGAAAACUGUCUUGGUUCAAGGUCCACGCAAGGCUCGCAAAGCCUUCAAGCACUUUGGAUUGGCUCCGGGUGUGCCCCACAGCCACACUAAGCCUAUUGUUCGCUCCAAGGGUCGCAAGUUUGAGAGAGCACGUGGUCGCAGAAAGAGCAGAGGAUACUAG
This is a messenger RNA of Candidula unifasciata, 405 nucleotides long. Lineage: Eukaryota; Metazoa; Mollusca; Gastropoda; Stylommatophora; Geomitridae. The record is from the annotation of a GenBank genome assembly.